CUCAGCAUUGCAAGAUAAACAGCCAUUAAGAUAUUAGAGAUUCAGCGAAAUCAAGUCCAGUAAUAAAACUGGUGGAAACCACCGGAAUAUCGGAAUUUACAAUUCGGACUACAGAAAGGAUGUGCUAUAUUUCCAACCAGGCUUGAAACUUAAUUUGAAAUGCCCAUCGUAACCGGUAUAUUUCAAUUUUUUAACAGGAUCUCAACGUGUGUGAUGGCUGCAGUCCAGUGAAUUGGCAUUUCCUUUUCUCUGCUGUUGGGAUUUCUUGGGAGCGCGUUGAUUGAUUUGUCUGUGAAUUUUAGCACGUUGGGGGUCAUCAAAGUGCUUUUACCUUUACUAUCAGGAUCUAUGGAGUGUACAUAAACAUUCGUUGGAUUGGUGUUGGCAAGUGGGGGCAACAAUGUGGGUUACUGGGAAGGGGAUACCGAGAAGACCCUAAAGCUGCUGUAACCCUUCUCCCACUGCCUCCAGUAGUCUGAGAAGGUCAGACUUAACUGUGGUGCGCCUGGGCCGCUGGCACUAAGAUGUCCCUAAGCAGUGGCACUGCAGGCGGGAAAGGUGUGGACUCUAAUGCGGUGGACACUUAUGACAGCGGUGAUGAAUGGGAUAUAGGUGUUGGCAAUCUGAUCAUUGACCUUGACGCAGACCUAGAAAAGGACAAACUUGAGAUGUCUGGCACUAAAGACGGUGGGGGCAUGGCUGCCCCUCCCAGCGCUGUAGCAGCUCUACCCGACAACAUCAAAUUUGUUAGCCCCGUACCCGCUGCUCAAGGCAAAGAGAGUAAACCCAAAUCCAAGCGAAGUAAGAACUCAAAGGAAAGUGGCAAGGCCUCGGUUACAGACGGGGCCAAGAAAGACGCCCAGGUGCGAACCCAGGGCGAGGUUAUGGGAUCUGGCAUUGGCACAGGUCCCACAACAAACACCAACUCUGGAAAGGGUGCUGAGAAGAGCAGCAAAGCCUCCCGUAAUGUUCCUAGUGGAAAGAAAGACAAGGAGGUGGGCUCUGGGAAAAGUAAGAAGGAGAAAAGUGAAGUUGUUGCUACAGGAGUGGCUAAUACUGAGAAGGAGAUAGGUGCCCCAAAUCUGCCUUUGGGGGGCCCUCGUAGCGUCCCAUUUGAUGGUACGCAAAAUACAGACUUGGCUGUGGCCGAACCACUUGGGAAUAUCGCCCUGGAUUCCACAGGGAUUGCUGUACCACCGUUAGCCAUUAAAAGUGAUCCAGAAGAGAUGGACAACAGUGAAUGCAGAAACCUGAAGAAAGUGAAAAGUGAAAAGAUGGAGUCUCUGGUCUCCACACCCAGCCCUCCACCCCUCCAUCUCCUGGCGCCGGUGGGCAACCGCAACGAAAGCAUCGCCUCGCCCUGUGAGCAGAUCAUGGUGCGCACUCGCUCAGUGGCGUCCAACACGACGGACGUGGCCCUGGCCACUGAUCCCGAGUGCCUGGGGCCCUGCGAGCCCGGGACCAGCGUCAACCUGGAGGGCAUUGUCUGGCAGGAGACCGAGGACGGUAUGCUGGUGGUAAACGUGACCUGGAGAAACAAGACCUAUGUGGGAACCCUCCUUGACUGCACAAGGCACGACUGGGCCCCGCCAAGGUUCUGUGAGUCCCCCACCAGCGACUUGGAGAUGAGGAACGGCCGGGGCCGGGGGAAGAGGAUGAGGCCUAACGGCAACACGCCUGUCAAUGAGAACAGCAACUCCUCAGACAACAAGGGCAGCGGCACCAGCAAGACGCGCGCCGCCAAUAACAGCAGCAAGAGCCGGCGGGGCAGCCAGACGUCGUCGGAGCGCCGCACACCGCCCAACAGCAACACGGAGGAUGUCAAGGCCAGCUCGUCGUCGGCCAACAAGCGCAAGAACAAGCCCGCCUCGGACAUGGAGCCAAACUCCAGCUCUGAGGACACCAAGGGCAGCAAGCGCAUGCGCACCAACUCCAACAGCGGCCCCAGAGGAGUGCCCCACACCGUCCUCCCCAGCAUUCCCACCAUUAAGGCAGAGCCCCUUCCCCCGCCACAACUCGACCGCAACUGCCCUUCGCCAGUGCUCAUCGACUGCCCGCACCCCAACUGCAACAAGAAAUACAAGCACAUUAACGGCCUCAAGUACCACCAGGCCCGCGCCCACAACGACGAUGACAUGAAGUUGGACAUGGAUGGGGACAGUGAGUACGGAGAGGACUCCACUCUCCACCCCGAUCCGGGCAGCUGCAACGGUGCCUCCAUCUCUCAGAAGGGCUGCUUGUCCCCGGCCCGCUCAGUCACACCCAAGGGCAGGGGCUUCGAGGCCCAGACUCCAUCGCCCUCCUCUGGGAAAUUUGGCUCCAAGCAGAGUAAAAAGAAGCCCUGCGAGGCCGACCCGGAGGCAGUUGGUAUGGCCAUAGACGGCUGCGAAGACGGGCCCUGCCUAACAGAUGAGGCCAGCAAUGACGGCAUGGACGACAAGAAAGACAGGGCCAAGAAGACGGGUAGCGGCUCCAAGGUGGACAAGCUGGCCCAGAAGGGCAUGAAGUCAGCGCGGCCCAUCGCCAUUGCCAUACCGCCUCAGCAGCUGUACUCCCUACAGACGGCCGGUGGCUUCCCUGCAGCCAGCCCCGGCUCCACCCCUGCCUUGGGCUCAGUGGUUCAGUCCAUUCCCAAGAGCCCGCAGCUGAAAGCCAUCCAGCCCAAGCCCUCGGCCCCGGGAGACCCCUCGUCUGUGAACCCAGCUCUGAGCGGCUCGAAGGACAAGAAGAAGAAAGACAAGAAGAAGAAAGAGGCGGGAAAGGAGGGAGACAGCCCCAAAGGGCUAGGGAAAGGGGGGAAGCCGGAAGAAGGCAAGAGCCCAUACUCUGAAUCCUCGGACCCGGGGAGCAAAGGUGAUGGACUCCUGAAUGGCUCAUCGGACCCCCACCAGAGCCGGCUGGCCAGCAUCAAGGCAGAGGCGGACAAGAUCUACAGCUUCACUGACAACGCCCCCAGUCCAUCCAUCGGUGUGGCCAGCAGGAUAGAGGCUGGAGGCAUGGCCCAACCCCUCACCCCGCUCCACGUGGUCACGCAGAACGGAGCAGACAAUUCCUCAGUGAAGACCAAUAGCCCGGCCUACUCGGACAUCUCAGACGCGGGCGAGGACGGCGAAGGUCGGGUGGAGGGCGCCAAAGGCAUCAAGUCCGAGGAGCAGGCUAUCCGAGAGAGUGCCAAGAAGGCCCUGUUCCCCGCCCAAACGCCCAGCAAGGAGUCCCCCUACUACCCCGGCUACGAGACCUACUACUCCCCGAACUACGCCAAUCCCAACCCUAGCCCGGGGGUGUCUGUCAGUGGGGCCACACUGCAGGAGGGGGCCCAGGUCAAGGUAAAGAAAGAGGAGCAGGAGGAGCCAGGCGAUGAGGACCGUAAGGUCAAGCAGGAGCUGCAGGAGGACCGUAAGCCCGAGAUGGGUGCCUCUGGACCGGGGCAACAGCAGCAGGCCUCAGUCAUCCAGCAGCGCUCCAACAUGUACAUGCAGCCUCUCUACUACAACCAGUAUGCCUACGUUCCCCCGUACGCCUACCACCCGGACCAGGCCUACCACAACCACCUGAUGAACACCAACCCAGCCUACCGGCAGCAGUACGACGAGAGGCAGCGGCAGGCAGCAGCCGAGCAGCACCGCGCCGCCGAGAAGAAAUCGGACGCUGCUGGAAAGGACAGGGAUCGAGAGGGCUCCUCGGGGAAGGAGCAGAGUGAGGAAUGGAAGCAGAAGGCUUCGGUGCCCCCCACCCUCUCCAAGGCCCCCAGUCUCACAGAUUUGGGCAAAGGAGGGCCACCCCAGGGCAAGCUGUCCAAAGAUCCCCCGUCUUCUUUGGAGCAGGCCAAGUCAUCGGUCAUCAUGCCCAAGGGUGAGGAUGCCAAGGCGCCGGCCCAGCAGGCCGAGGGGCUGAAGAUGAAGCUGAGCGAGGGAGGGCACCAUGGGAAGAGGGAGGAGCUCAAGGCGGGCAUGGAGUCGGGCAGGCCCUCGGCUAUGGAGCAGGGCAUGUGGUACAGACAGGAGCCUGACUCGAGGCUGUGGCCUUACGUUUACCCCAGCAAGUACCCUGAGGCCCAGAAACCACAGGACGAGGAGCGGUGGAAAGAGGAACGCGACAGGGAACGGGAAAGAGACCGAGAUCGAGCAGACCGAGAGAGGGACAGGGACCGAGACAACCGAGACAGGGAACGGGACCGAGACAGAGACCGAAAGGGCAAGGAGGGCAGGGAUGAGAGGGCUCGGUCCAAAGACGCCACCCCCAAGGAGGAGAGCAAAGAGGGGGCUGAGCCCCGGUCGUCGUUGGCGGCCUCUGAGGAGCACCGGGGGAUGGUGAAGGACCCGAGGGCCACUGCUGCCCACAUGCAGUUCUCCUCUCCCCUGGCCCAGCACCAGGGCUACAUUCCCUACAUGCACGGAGCCUACGGCUACGGCCAGGGCUAUGACCCCAGCCACCCGGGCUACCGCGGGAUGCCCUCGGUCAUGAUGCAGAACUACCCUGGUUCCUACUUCUCCUUCUCUCCCUACGGCAGUAAAAUGGGGCCAGGCGAAGAGGGCGGUGAGAAGGCGUCGCGCGCCAGCCCCACGGUCAGCGGCAAGUCCGCCUCAGAGGCCAAGGCCCUGGACAUCCUUCACCAGCAUGCCAGCCAGUACAAGAGCAAGUCGCCGACAGUCAGCGACAAGACCCCCUUGCACGAACGGGAACGGGAGCGUGCCGCUUCCGAACGAGACCGAGACAUAGACCGGCCGCGCUCCUCUACCUCGCAGCGCAUCCUGCCUUCCCAUCACCACCUGGGCUACCCGCUUCUCUCGGGGCAGUACGACCUGUCCUAUGCCACAGGUCUCUCCUCAUCAGCCAUUGUUGCCAGUCAGCAAGCCUCCGCCCCCUCCAUGUACCCCCCUACACGGAGGUGAGAAUGGGAGACCUGAUUGGCUGACCUCAACCUUGCCUGGAGCCAUGUGACUGGAUCACAUAAGGAAGCGUGCUGCGGCGCUCGUUUUUUAAACAUCAGUUCAAUGGUGUUUGUUGUACUUUUAGUUGAUUUUGCCUGGUUGUUCCGGCUGAUCUGGUUCCUCCUCCCUCAGCUUCAUUGAAGGCCACCCCCACAGCAAGGCUUCCUGUGGCUUGGUUGAGGGCUCACCGAGCCCACCUCCUCUGGUACCGCACGGCCAACCAACCAGCCAGCCAGCCAGUCCAUUGACUCCUUUGCACUGCUGAGACAUUCACAGGAAGGACUAAAAGGCCCGGAAUAAGGCCUGAUGAGACUGGCACGUUCUGAUGGGGUGAGGCCCAUCGACGGCCAUUUUGGAACUAGAGAGUGCAAAAGGGAGAGGAGGUUGAUCAGAAACAAACAGGAUUAAGUUUGAAAUCACUACAUGGAAAUAUGGACUUAAUGGAUUGUUCACGGAUCCUGGGCCUUAGCGUAGUAGAGUUGCAGCUUAACUUGAGGAAGUGGGUUGUUUCGUCCACCCAUCAACCUACCCACUGACCCUGAGGACAUCUUGAGACCUUCAUUGCAAUGGACCCAUUUAUUUUUCGGUUGUGUCUUUUAUU
Molecule: messenger RNA, 5532 nt
Organism: Oncorhynchus nerka (sockeye salmon)
Lineage: Eukaryota; Metazoa; Chordata; Actinopteri; Salmoniformes; Salmonidae
Gene: znf609a
Product: zinc finger protein 609a
Exons: 9
Coding region: 525-4892 (1455 amino acids)
Biological process (GO): regulation of transcription by RNA polymerase II
Cellular component (GO): nucleus
Source: RefSeq, a predicted model, not a curated record